Molecule: messenger RNA, 240 nt
Organism: Pyricularia grisea
Lineage: Eukaryota; Fungi; Ascomycota; Sordariomycetes; Magnaporthales; Pyriculariaceae
Exons: 2
Source: RefSeq, a predicted model, not a curated record
AAUACCCCUGAUCAACAGCCAAAAAAGCAAAAAACUCGGCUUCGUUACAAUUGGAAGGAUUGUCGAUAUAACGCCGCGUUUCUAAAUAAACUGGAGACGCAUAUUCGCCAACAUCAAAAAUAUCCGAAAGGGGAUUACUCGUGGGAAGGGGCGGAAAAUGAAAAAAAAAAGAAACGUCACGUUUGGAAAAUUUACGAGAAAUGGGCGGCUCAAAACAACUACUUUAAUAUUGGGGGAUAA